Molecule: messenger RNA, 790 nt
Organism: Arachis stenosperma
Lineage: Eukaryota; Viridiplantae; Streptophyta; Magnoliopsida; Fabales; Fabaceae
Product: transcription repressor OFP17
Exons: 1
Coding region: 42-626 (194 amino acids)
Biological process (GO): negative regulation of DNA-templated transcription
Source: RefSeq, a predicted model, not a curated record
CUCAGCUUUCUUCACCAACACUCAUCUCUCACUUAUUGGAGAUGAAAGUGAAAGCAUGGUGUGCCUUUAAAUCCAAGCUUCUAAAUUUAAAGCCAUGCAGAAAACUCAUAUUGUUCUUCAAGGUUAAAAGAUCCAAGAAGAAAUCUUUCUCUAUAAGAGCAUGUACUAGAUCAAAUGCUCACAAGAUCAAGUACUCCGAAUUCCAAAAUCCUUCAAACCCAAGAAAACCAAUCAUGUCUUCUUUGUUGUCAGUGUUUCGUUCGUCACCAAAGAAAUCGAAGGACAUGGGGUUCUCACAAGAAGGCCCUAGGAGCCCCGCCUUAAACAUUCUUGAAACGCCGGUUAUCCCUUCGCCGCUCAGCCCAGGUUUUGUGAGUGUGCCUCCUAAGGUGGACAGAAAGGAAGGUGCAAGCCAAGAUGUCGAAGAUGCAUGCCGGAGCUUCGAGAACUACUUGGUGGAGAUGAUCGUGGAAGAAGGGAAAACAAAGGAUUUGAUGGAUGUGGAGGAGCUUCUAUACUGCUGGAAGAAUCUUAAGAGUCCUGUGUUCAUUGAUUUGGUUUGUAGAUUCUAUGGAGAGCUUUGCAAGGACUUGUUUUCUUCUGAUAGUGAAGAUUUGAUGGCCUAAGGAGCCAUUCUGUGACAGUAAAUAGAUAUAAGAUAUUAAAUUUAUUCUUUUCUUUUUAGUUAACUUUUCCCAUGAAAAUGGAUGCAACCAUUUUAUGGAUAAACUUUGUUCAUGAUCAUGAAUUACUUUUUCAAAUGCGCUCAUGUUUGAAUAAUUCCUAGUUA